CUAACAUUUACCGACUGAAAGCGAUGAUUUUAAAUUAGAAGCGCCAUCUGUCCAUCUUCCCCUUAUUAAACUCACUCAUAAAAACUACAGAGCACAAGCAUCAAUGGCCUCCCCAGAGAGUCCGCAGUUAAGCUCUAGAUCCAUGGAGCCGACAUCGAGCCCGCGGAUCUCUUUCUCCGUCGACUUCGUCGACGACAAUGAUUUCAUCUCCAUAAGCCCGCGCUCUGAGUCGCCAAACAAGUUUGACACAAAACGGGAAAAGGGGCCGGUGCGCAAUGUAGAUUUCGAGUUUCUUUCUAGCAAUUCCACCGGUGAUAGGAUGUUAACGGCCGACGAGCUCUUCUUUGAAGGCAGGCUCCUUCCCUUCUGGGAAAUGCAGCAUUCGGAGAAACUAAACAAGAUCUCUCUCAAAACAAAGGAUGCAGAGAAAGAGGAGAAGGGGAAGGAGGUAAGCAAGGAAGAGAGUGGGGUCAGCUGGUUUGUUGAUGAUGACCCAUCUCCUCGGCCCCCCAAGUGCACUGUUCUGUGGAAGGAACUUCUGAGGUUGAAGAAGCAACGGGCAACCACAUUGUCGCCGUCUGCAUCGUCGUCGUCGUCAGCAUCAUCAGCGUCGUCAGAUGUGUGUGCCAUGGAUGAAGGGAAUAAGGAUCCAAUGGAAGACAGAGGAGUAGGGAGCAGAGAGAAGCAUAGUAAGAGGAUGAAGAAAGGGUUGGARAGGACAAGGUCAGCUAGUGUUAGAAUAAGGCCUGUUGUCCAUGUACCCAUUUGCACUCAAUCAAAGAUAAGUUCCUUGCCACCUUUGUUUUCUCUUAAGAAACCAAAUCUAGAGAGAUAAGAGGACGCUCUGUGACUGUGAAAAAAUGAAGACAAGAGAGAGACUCUAGUUGGUUCCUUUUAGUAGGAUUGUUCAAUGUUUAUGACCCUGAUUUUUCUUUCUUUUUUGUUUUUCUUUCAUAGUUGAAUUUUCGUUUUUUCAAGUCAAGUUAGUUGAAUUUUCAUUGGUGGUGGAUUUGUUGCUGCCUUGCAUUCGAUGAUGCAAUGUAAUUUCUCCCUGUUUUUUAUUUUUUAUUUUAUUCAAUCAGUUCAAGUAUUCAAUAGUUUUCAUC
Messenger RNA from Nelumbo nucifera (sacred lotus), 1106 nucleotides. RefSeq lists its product as uncharacterized. The record is from RefSeq and is a predicted model, not a curated record. NCBI's taxonomy places the organism in Eukaryota, Viridiplantae, Streptophyta, Magnoliopsida, Proteales, Nelumbonaceae.